This is a messenger RNA of Drosophila pseudoobscura, 375 nucleotides long. RefSeq names its product protein Diedel-like. The transcript has a single exon. The record is from RefSeq and is a predicted model, not a curated record. Bases 1 to 375 code for a protein of 124 amino acids. NCBI's taxonomy places the organism in Eukaryota, Metazoa, Arthropoda, Insecta, Diptera, Drosophilidae.
AUGAGAUUUCUGAUCGUCUUAUCUGCCAUGAUGGCCUGCACUUUGCUGCUCUGGCUGCCACCUCUGGCUAUGGCGGUCUGCUGCAGGCCCACACGCAUACGCUUCGCGGUGAUGCCGAGUAUCGAAGAGCGGAAUUGUAACACCUACGGUGGGGUGCCGGACAAGAGGCAAAAGACCUGCAAGGCAGCAAUCUGCAACAACGGCCAGCCUGUGGCGGGCCAGUGGUGCGGCAUAGGAAAGUGCAAUGCCACAGGCUGUCGCUGCAAGAACGGAUGCAUUAAACCACGAUCGGAUGCUGUGAGAACAUUCCUGGAUAAAAACGGACACUCGAAGUUUGUCUUUGUGCGAAGGGCCCCCGCUAUAGUAGACAACUAA